This is a messenger RNA of Callorhinchus milii (elephant shark), 2722 nucleotides long. RefSeq names its product cyclin-dependent kinase 11B (gene cdk11b). Gene Ontology annotation, biological process: regulation of mitotic cell cycle; protein phosphorylation. Gene Ontology annotation, cellular component: nucleus. The record is from RefSeq and is a predicted model, not a curated record. The transcript is spliced from 20 exons. Gene Ontology annotation, molecular function: ATP binding; cyclin-dependent protein serine/threonine kinase activity. The coding region runs from base 104 to 2488 and encodes 794 amino acids. Lineage: Eukaryota; Metazoa; Chordata; Chondrichthyes; Chimaeriformes; Callorhinchidae.
AGAAAGAGCCCACGGCCCGGGGGCCGCCGGAAGUGACGGAUUUGGCGCGACAACCUGGGUCAAGCCGCAGGUCCGCGGAGGGAGCUCAUUGUGGUCUGUGCCAAUGGGAGAUGAAAAGGAUAACUGGAAAGUAAAAACUCUUGAAGAAAUUUUGCAGGAAAAGAAACGUCGCAAGGAGCAGGAGGAAAAGCCUGAUGUGAAACGCCCCAAAAACUUGGAUGACAGGGAAUCUAAGCGGGAUUCACUGGAGGAAGGAGAGCUUCGAGACCACAGAGAUAAGAUGGAGAUAACCAUACACAAUUCACCACACAGACGAGAAGAAUCUAUAGAUGAUCGCGCCGAGGAGGAUGAAUCGCUGGCAAUCAAACCUCCUCAGCAAACCUCCAAAAAAGAAAAAUCUCACCACAGAAAAGAGGAACGGCGAAAGGAAAAACGAAGGCACCGAAGCCGAUCGGUUGAAGGAAAGCACAUGAGAGGGAAGGAGAAAGACAAGGAAAAAGAGAGGGAACACGAGCGGAGAAAGAGACAGCGGGAGGAGCAAGACAAGGCCCGGAGAGAAAGGGAGAGGCAGAAACGGAGAGAACUCGCCAGAGAACAUUCCAGAAGAGAAAGGUUUAUAAACUUACAAAAUGUUGGUGUAUGUUCCAGGGACCGUCUCGAACAACUGGAGCGUCAGAGAGAGCGAGAAAGGAGAAUGAGGGAACAGCUUCAGAAAGAACAGUGGGAGCUGAAAGAGCGAGAGAGACGGGCUGAGGAACGGAGGAAAGAGCGAGACGUCAGGAGGGAAGCAAUCUUGCACCACAGAAAUGUGAAGGAGGAAUACAGUGACAAACUCAAGCAGCAUCAUAGGAGCCGGAGUCCAAUACGGUUCCACAGGGAUAGGAUGGAACCGGGGGACGUCAGGAAAAAUGUAAAGGAGGAGAGAUAUGAGGAGAAGGACCUACUGUCUGACCUCCAGGACAUCAGCGACAGUGAGAGAAAAACGUCUGGAGAAUCCUCCUCAGGGUCUGUGACUGCCUCUGAGGAAGAGAGCAGCAGUGAGGAGGAGUCUGAAGAGGAAUCUCCCAGUCAGUCUGAGGUUGAAUCCCAACAGUCACAGGGUGAGGAACAGAACUAUCCCUCGCUAAUGCCACGUUUCUUACAUCUCAAAGAGCCAGGAGAGAUUAGUGAAGAAGAGGAGCACAGUGACGAAGAACGACAGAAUGGGAAUCAUAUCCAAAUAGAGUCGAAGUUUGAUCACGAUUCCGAAGAGAGCAUGGAGGAAGAGGAUGAGGUGGAGGACGAGAGUCCCAUCUCUACCGAACUGACGGAGGGAGAGUACAUUCCAGAUUCCCCGCCAGUCUCGCCCGUUGAGUUGAAGAAAGAAUUGCCACAGUACUUGCCAGCUCUUCAGGGUUGCCGGAGUGUGGAGGAAUUUCAGUGUCUCAAUAGGAUUGAAGAAGGAACGUAUGGUGUAGUUUACAGAGCCAAGGACAAAAAAACAGAUGAAAUCGUGGCUUUGAAGCGACUAAAAAUGGAAAAGGAGAAAGAAGGCUUUCCAAUCACAUCGCUUCGGGAAAUCAACACAAUUCUGAAAGCCCAGCAUCCAAACAUCGUCACUGUUAGAGAAAUCGUGGUGGGAAGCAACAUGGAUAAGAUCUACAUAGUCAUGAACUAUGUGGAACAUGACCUCAAGAGUUUAAUGGAAACCAUGAAACAACCCUUCUUGCCAGGUGAGGUUAAGACGCUUAUGAUCCAGCUUUUAAGAGGUGUUCGGCAUCUUCACGACAACUGGAUUUUGCACCGAGAUUUGAAGACGUCCAAUCUGCUGCUCAGCCAUUCAGGAAUACUCAAGAUUGGCGACUUUGGACUUGCUCGAGAGUAUGGCUCUCCACUGAAACCUUACACGCCCGUUGUGGUAACUCUCUGGUACAGGACGCCCGAGCUGUUACUUGGAGCAAAGGAAUACUCGACUGCGAUUGACCUGUGGUCAGUGGGCUGUAUCUUUGCUGAAUUCCUCACACAGAAACCUCUGUUUCCAGGCAAAUCGGAAAUUGACCAGAUUAACAAAAUAUUUAAGGAGCUGGGCACACCGAGUGAGAAGAUCUGGCCAGGCUACAAUGAGCUCCCGGCAGUGAAGAAAAUGACUUUCACUGAGUAUCCGUUCAACAACCUGCGCAAGCGAUUUGGGGCCCUUUUAUCUGAUCAAGGCUUCGACCUCAUGAACAAAUUCCUGACCUACUGCCCGGCCAAAAGGAUAACUGCAGAAGAAGCUUUGAAACAUGAGUAUUUCAGGGAGACGCCGCUUCCUAUAGAGCCCUCCAUGUUCCCCACGUGGCCGGCCAAGAGCGAGCAACAGAGGGUUAAACGUGGAACCAGUCCUCGUCCCCCGGAGGGAGGGCUUGGCUACAGCCAACUGGGCGACGAUGAUCUGAAGGAUGGCUUUCACCUGACAACCACCAACCAGGGAGCCUCAGCAGCCGGUCCCGGCUUCAGCCUCAAGUUCUGACGCACUUGGAGCUCUCAACUCCCAACGAUGUACAUUGACGGACAAUUUUUUUUAGCAGCUAAAGGAUACCCACCCUUUAGCUUUCCUGUGAAACUCUGUCCAGCAGAAAUUAUUCUGUAUUUCUUAUACAGCACAGCAUGACGGGUCAACAAUAGUUCAGCUUUACGUUGAUGUUCUUUUCUUUACACUUUUGGAAAAAACCCAUUUGUAAAAUAUACGAUGCAAUUCUAUCAA